Molecule: messenger RNA, 3827 nt
Organism: Argiope bruennichi
Lineage: Eukaryota; Metazoa; Arthropoda; Arachnida; Araneae; Araneidae
Product: sorting nexin-13-like
Exons: 25
Coding region: 156-3344 (1062 amino acids)
Cellular component (GO): early endosome
Molecular function (GO): phosphatidylinositol binding
Source: RefSeq, a predicted model, not a curated record
GUCAUUUCACUUUUUGUUUAUAUUCUAAUCUGUUUUCCUCAUGGUUGAAAUACGUAGUAAACAGUUGCUUUUCAUAUGAUUCCUAUUAUAUUCUUUUUUUCAUUUUUGUAUAAUUCGAUGAAAGAAUUUUGUGCCUUAGAUGAAUACCGCUAUCGAUGAUGACUUCCAAAUUAUUCUGGUUAUUGCUUGUAAUGUUACUCAGUAUUUCAACUUUUGGAUUAUGGAUGUGCUGCUUAAUAUUUAUUUGCCUUUUUUCUUGUUUUUUGGGGGGUUUUAUCAUGGCUUGCUCAGAGAGAAAUCUAAAAUUAUAUGUUAAUUUUGAUGCAUCUUCUAAAGCAAAUGGCAGAGAGGGCAUUCCUUUUUUUGGUAUUCCUAAGGUUGUUUUAAAAAUGAACCAACCUUCUGCUGCUCCAAAAUUUGAUCAGCGACUCACUGGUUCUAAUGAAAUAGAUAAUCAGUUAAGAGAAAUUCUGUCUUAUAUAAUAAGGGAUUUUAUUCAAUCUUGGUAUCAGGAUGUUUCGUCAAAUACCGAUUUUGUCAGUGGAUUCAAUGAUAUAUGUAAAAAUUUGAUCAAUAAUUUUUCUAAAAGUUCAAAAGAAGUAAACUGGAUAUCAUUUUUUACACAGAGAGUUGUUGAAGACUUCACUUUCCAUCUUAGAUUAUUUAGAUAUGCAGAAAUUGCUUAUCGUAAGAGACACCGAGAAAAUCCUGACAGUUAUUUAACCUUAGAAUCUGUAUUUUUUGAGAAGGAAGCUGAAUUUGAAAAAAAUAUUUGUAGAGAAGAUGUAUGUUCAUGUUCUGAUAAGGAAAAAGAAUAUCUGCAGUGCAUUUGUGAUGUAUUAUUGUAUUUAUUGCUUCCACCAGAAGAUUUCAAUAACUCAAUACUAAAACAUUUCUUGCGAGAGGUGUUAUCAUCAUCAGUAUUACAGCCUUUGUUAUCUCAGUUCUCUGAUCCUGAUGUAAUUAAUCAAAAUUUAAUUUGGUUGUGUAAGGAUCAUGCAGUCAAUAGCAAGAUUUUACUUGCAAUUCUAAGAAGAACAGAUAACAUAGAUGAAUUAGCAGCGUUUCUACAAAUUUCAAAGCAUGAACUCAAAGUACAAAAUUCUAAAGAUAGUGGAGAUAAAGAUGAAAUGAAAAAGUACAUCAAAAGUAUUUCAUUUGUACAAAAUAUUGCUCGUGUAAAGUAUGAAAGAUUAAAAGGUCAUUCAAAGAAUAGUGAAGUUGAUUCAGCUGAAUUUUAUUUAGAGGAUUUUGAUUCAACUGACGCACCAAUGUUUGAGAAGACUGAAAAAUUAGUUUCUCUUCCUUUCGAUGUGAUUCUAAAUAAUAACAUAGCUUUGCAUUAUUUUACUCAAUACUUAGUAAAUAUUGAUGCUGAAGGCUAUGUAUUUUUUUAUCAUAAUGUUGAAGGUUUUAGAACGACUGUAGAAAUGAUGCGAGUAGAGGACUCAAAGCUGUGUGAUGGUGAAGUGUCAUCAAAUGAAAAACUCAGAGCUUUAGCUGUACAGCUGUAUGAAUCUUAUUUUGGUCCAGAUGCUGUUUCUAAAAUAAAUCUGGAUGAAAAUCUAUUAAGAAAAUUUUCAUCUAGACUGAAAACUGAAACAAUAACUGAAUCAUUUUUUGAUGAACUCCAAGAAAAGGUGUAUGACAUUUUAGAAAAUGAGCAUUAUUUGAAUGGUUUUAAAGAUUCGAAAAUGUAUGUCAAAUUACUUGCAGAACUUGAUUUACUUCAUGACAUGAGUCCAAGUUCAGAUCUGGACAGUUUGUCAUCUUCAAAGUCAGAGGAAGAAGAAAAGUUUAAUUGUGAUACUGUUGUCCCAACUGAUGAAGAAAUGCUAAAUGAACUUCUAACAUCAGAAAUCCAAACAGAUCUGGAAUUUCCACAAAUGUCUUCUGGACCAAUAUCAGAUGAGAAUAAAGAAAUUGGUAUAUUAUUUGCAGAAGUACAUAGCACUGGCAUAACUCAUCAUGCUGGCAGAACAUUUGCAGUUUAUGCAAUAUCAGUUAGCCAUUACAGAGCUGAUGGUUCUGAAGAGAAAUGGUUUGUUGUACGCCGUUACAGUGAAUUUUAUGACUUCCAUGAUGCAGUCACUUCAAAGUUUCCUUUAUUGGCCUCCUUCAAUUUUCCCUCUAAGAAACCUUUCAACAAUCUGACACGACAACUUAUGGAAAAGCGCCGUCACAUGCUGAAUGAAUUCAUACAGUUUCUUCUUGCUCCUGAUAUUCUGGCAGCUUGUAAUGGCUUAAAAUUAAUGGUGUAUAACUUUCUUCAACCAAAUGUGACAGAAAAGGCUAAGAAAUCAUUUGUUAGAUCUGUUAGUACUCUUGUAAAUCCAAUUAAAUCUUCAGUAAAGUCUGUUGGUCAAUUUGCAAGAAUGGUACCAGAUACAUUUUUCGAAUUGAAAGAUGGGUUCCUAAAAAAUUUCUUCAGAAACCAUGAGAUUGAUUCUGUCAAUGAAGUGAAACCAAUGAUUUUUAAGGAUAAUAGAACAGAUGAUAUACCUUUCAGAAUAAUGUUGCUGCUUAUGGAUGAAGUUUUUAAUUUAAGAAAUAAAGAUUUGUGGUUUCGAAGGAGAAUUAUGGCUUUGCUGAGACAAAUUAUUAAAACAAUGCAGGGUGGUGCCAUCAAUCGCAAAAUAAGAGAUUAUGUACAAGGUAUGACUAGUGCUUCUCAAAUUGCUGAAUGGUUGAAACUGCUUAGCAAAAGUAUAUGGCCUGAUGGAAAAUUGGCUGCUGAAACUCCUGAAAGGGAUUAUAAUACUAAAAUGAGAACACGGAUGUUAACUAAAAUGCUUUUGUUUGCAGCCAUUCCAGAUGAACUCAAGCAUAUUAUUGGCUAUGAGACGUCUUUUAAAGGUGCCAUGCUCAUUUUCAACAUGUUUCAGUAUCCAUCCCUGAAUCGUCGUCUUCUAUUGGUCCUGUUUGAGAGCUUUCUGAAGACCUUAUUCCCUAACAAUCAAAUUCCAAAUCUGAUCAAAAAAUUGCAUUCACAGUCAGCUAGAUUAGUUGUCUCACCUUCUGCUUCCAUGGACAACCUGAAGGACUUUGAAGUGGUUCCAAAGGAAAUCCAAAAAACUACCGAUAUCAUUUCCCAUUCGCCAGAAGCUUCCCAAAAGUCACCUGAAGUUGUUGUUGCAAAAACAAAGUCUGAGAUUAAGGACAAAUCAAAAGUCAAAGUACGUAAUGAGCCAAAGAGCAAUUUUUUUCUUGAGUGCCUUCCUCAAUCAAGUUUCUUGUCUAGUCCAAAACCACCAAAAAAAAGGAAAAAAUCAGUUGAAUCAGCCAGAUUUUACACUGAUUCAUUAACUGAUGAAGAUACUGUUAUCCUGCCUGUAGGUAGAUGACAUCAAAUAUUGUGCAAUUUCAUUUUUGUAUUUUCCUUUACAGGGGACCAGUUUUAUUUUAAUAUUAUUUUUUUACUGUGGUAUAAAAUAUACUUCUAUAUUUAAUGCUUAUUUUUUGUGCUCAAUAACAGCUAUAGCUAUGUAUAUUAUUGUAAGCUUUUACAUUCCAUUACUAGUGGCCAUAUGUAGAAAAUAAAAUAGCUGUUUUGUUUAUAGAAUUGAAUAUUCAAUUGCAGCUGUGUUAUUUUAGUUAUUUUGUAUGUAUUAUUUUAGAAAAUUGUGGUAUUUACAAAAAAAGAAGUUGUUUCGAAACAAGUGUAAUUUCAAAUUGGGAAUAUUAGAAACUACAUUCCAAUUGGCUGCUGGGUUUCUUCCCCCCUCCUUAUUUUACAUUGUUUUAUUUAUUUUUAUUGCGUUGUUGUGCGUGAGUAUUACAGAAAUUUAUGAGUGAGUAUUCUGAAAAUAUAUAUAUACAUCUAUGUA